AAAAAAAGCUCCUUUCACCACUACCUUCUGUUGAUGUUGGUUGCCACAGUUACCCAUCUUUUCAUGUCUAUUGACACUGAUAGUUGAUAUAUCACUUGGUUUGUUCAUGUUCACUUUUGACUCGCUUUAUAUUUCUCUCUUCAACUUUCUUUAUCAUCACCAAGCCUUGUGUUGAACUAGAAAUAAAUAAAGCCUUUCAGCUCAGGAGAAAAAAAGGGAGAAGACUAGUAAUGGGGUCUUUGGGACAUGAAGCUUCAAAGAAGAUGGAAAUGUGGCUCUAUCCUAAGGUUUCAGGAUUUAAUCCUUCUGAAAGAUGGGGUCACUCUGCUUGCUACUCUCAUGGUGUUGUUUAUGUCUUUGGGGGAUGUUGUGGGGGUCUUGAUUUCAGUGAUGUUCUAAUGCUAAAUCUCGAUACAAUGGUUUGGAACACUCUGGCAACCACAGGUCAAGGGCCUGGUCCAAGAGACAGCCACAGUGCUGUUCUUGUGGGGCGUCAAAUGAUUGUGUUUGGGGGCACUAAUGGCUCUAAGAAGGUGAAUGAUCUUCAUAUAUUGGAUCUUGGGACCAAGGAGUGGAUAAGCCCUGAAUGCAAAGGGACUCCUCCUUUGCCUCGUGAAAGUCACACUGCAACUUUGAUUGGUGAUGAUAGAAUCAUGGUGUUUGGGGGAAGUGGAGAAGGUGAAGCAAAUUAUUUAAAUGAUUUGCAUGUUUUAGACCUCAAGUCCAUGAGAUGGACCUCUCCAGAGGUUAAGGGCAGUAUUCCGGCUCCUAGGGAUAGUCACAGUGCGGUUGAAAUCGGUAAUAAGCUUUUUGUGUACGGUGGUGAUCGUGGUGAUAGGUAUCACGGUGAUGUGGAUGUGCUUGAUACAGAUACAAUGACUUGGACAAAGCUUGUUGUGCAAGGAUCUUCGCCAGGUGUUCGAGCAGGUCAUGCUUCUGUGAAUAUUGGAACAAAGCUUUAUGUCAUUGGGGGUGUUGGGGACAAACAUUACUACAAUGAUGUUUGGGUGCUUGAUGUGAGUACUUGUUCAUGGACUCAACUUGAUAUAUCUGGCCAGCAACCUCAAGGGAGGUUUUCUCACACUGCGAUUGUCACCGACUUGGAUAUUGUCAUCUAUGGAGGGUGCAGAGAGGAUGAGCGUCCUCUCAAUCAGUUGUUGGUCUUGCAACUUGGAGCAGAACAUCCCAAUGGUCGAUACAACAUUUCCAUGUGCAAGAUCUUUGGACAACAUUGGAAUCAAGAAAAGAGAAGAUUUCUCCCAGGAUCAGAAGAUAUUUCGCAGUCAAUGUUUCUGGGAAACAAUGAAAUAGACAUGAAGGGCUCAUAUGAAUCAGAAGAAUCAAAGCAACCUUUUCAGUUCAGUUCAGAUACUCUGCAUCAUAAGAAGAUAAUUAGACCUACAAAUUCAAAAGCAUGGGAGAUUGAUUUAGAACAAGAAGAGCAUUCUCUUUCACCCUCUCACCAUUCAUCUCCAUCUCAGUCCGACCAAGAACAGAUACCGGUUCAGAAAUCAGUUGAUUCCCUCACAUCUUGCAAAGGACUUAAUUUCUUUAGGCAGUUAAACAAAAUUCCAAGAAAUUACCAGGCUGAUAGUGUUGCAAGUAAUCAGAAACUACCUAGACUUGUGAUUCAAAAAACCCGGCACAGGCUCCAAGUUUCAAGAGAGAAUAAAAGAGUAGAACAAUAUGUUCAUGCUGGGUUUGGCAGGCAAGGAACACCAUUCCCAGCAGUGGAACAUAGACCAAUGGAGCCAGGGUGUAUUCAAAACCUGGUUGGUGCUGAGGUUCGAGGUAAAGUUGAUGGAGCCUUCGACUCAGGCCUUCUAAUGACUGCAACUGUCAAUGGGAAGCUUUUCAGAGGGGUCUUGUUUUCACCUGCACCUGGUUUCGUAUCGAGAGGGGCAAUUCUAGCUCAAAAUCAUGCAUCACCAGCAACUCAAAUCCCCAUUGUUCAUCAAUUUCCAAACUCCAAUCAUAUUGAUACCUUGAAGCCUUCUCAUCAUCCAACAACAUUCUCAGGACAAGAAUCCAGUCAUAGUUCUCGACAAACUCAAGUGACCAGAACAUAUCCAGUAAUCAGAGCUGCUCCAUCAUUAGCCAAAGAAUCAAAUCCAAGAAGUGAUCUUCAAGGUGUGGUUCUAACACUAGGAGGACCUGCAAGUGGUCAUGCAUGACCAAUCUGAAGUUCAAAAUGUGUGGUAAUUAAUUCCAUUUCGCCUUGUAUAUCUAAACUAAUUUUCCCAUUUUAUGAUGGUGAUAAAAUUCAGGCUUAAAGAGUUGGGCAAUUUGGCUAGUCUGAACUCCAAGCCGGUCUUUUGUGCUAACCAUCAGGGCAAUUGUAAGUUUUCUGUAAUAUUAAGAGCUUAAGUGACACAUUUUGAUCCGAUCUCAGUCUAGUUAGUGUUAACUAAUGAUUCAAUGAUAUCUACAAAUGUUGGAAGUUUGUA
This is a messenger RNA of Populus nigra (black poplar), 2447 nucleotides long. RefSeq lists its product as uncharacterized. Gene Ontology annotation, molecular function: protein binding. NCBI's taxonomy places the organism in Eukaryota, Viridiplantae, Streptophyta, Magnoliopsida, Malpighiales, Salicaceae. The transcript is spliced from 9 exons. The record is from RefSeq and is a predicted model, not a curated record. The coding region runs from base 231 to 2174 and encodes 647 amino acids.